Octodon degus (degu) is the source of this 1783-nucleotide messenger RNA. Its product is annotated as zinc finger protein 2 homolog. The record is from RefSeq and is a predicted model, not a curated record. NCBI's taxonomy places the organism in Eukaryota, Metazoa, Chordata, Mammalia, Rodentia, Octodontidae.
AUGCGGUGGGGUCUAGAGCAGCGGGAGGGUGCCGGCCGAACAGCUGGGGGUCGGAGCAGGCCGCCAGUGCUUGCCGUGUUAUUGGUGGCUGCUGCCUUCCUGUUAUCUGUAAGAACCGAGCAGGCCCGGGAAUUCAGGGUGACCCGAGAGAGAAAGGCCCUAGGUGACCCGCCUGCGGCGGUCACUCCCACGGCCCUUGCGGCACCUUGGCGCUCGCUGCUGCAGUCUCCUGAGCUGGCAGCCGCCCCUCGCGCUCCCCAGGGCCCCUUCCUCGUCUCCAGUCCUGCUGCCCGCCCGCGCGUGUCCGUGCAAUCGCACUGGCUGGCUGCAGUUGAAAUGAAGGAGUCGGAUGAGAAGGAUGGUGUGCCGGAUGGCCAGUACCCCACGGGGGCAGGGAGCCCAGCAGGGUACGGCGCUAACGAAGCACUGCAGGAUGCACGGCAGGAGAAGAGGCCCUUCCACCCCGCAGACCGCGGGAAACCCUUUCUGGAGCACGCCACGCUUGCCGUGCACGAGCGCGUACACACGGGCCAGAAGCGGUUUGCGUGCGUGGCCUGCGGCAAGGCCUUCAGCCAGUGCGUGAACUUCGUGGUGCACCGGCGCACACACACCAGGGAGUGCCCAUAUGCGUGCGAAGACCGCGGCAAGGCCUUCUGCAAGACUUCCUCGCUCACACAGCACACACGCAUGCACACGGGCGAGAGGCCUGGUGCGUGUGGCAACUACGGCCGCGCCUUCCGCCAGAGCAUGCACCUGGUGGUGCAGCGGCGCACGCACAUAGAGGAACAGCCCUACGUGUGCGCGGACUGCGGCCGCGCCUUCCCUCAGAACAUGCACCUCACCGAGCACCGGCGCACGCACACAGGCAAGCGGCCCUUCAACUGCUCGGACUGCGGCCGCGCCUUCCGCAAGCCCUCCUCGCUGGCGGUGCACCGGUGCACACACACGGGCGAGCGCCCCUUCUCCUGCGGGGCUUGCGGCCGCGCCUUCAGCCAGCGCGCCUACCUGCUGCAGCACCGGCCCGCGCACUUGGGCAAGCGGCCCUUCCUGUGCGGCACUGACAAGGCCUUCUGCAAGAGCUCGGCUCUGACGCAGCACCGGCGCACUCACACCGGCAAGAAGCCCUACGAGUGUCCCGAGUGCAGGAAGCGCUUCGCUGGGCGUUCUUCGCUCGUGGUGCACCAGGCUGCUUACACGGGCGAGCGGCCUUUCCACUGCGCCGAGGGCGGCAAGGCCUUCAGACAGAGCGCGUACUUGAUCGAGCACCAGCGCGUCCACACCGGCGAGAAGCCCUUCCGCUGCGCACAGUGCGACCCCAGCUUCCUGAAGAACUUGUCGCUGACGGUGCACCGGCGUGUGCACACCGGGGAGAAGCCCUACGGCUGUGCGCGGUGCGGGAGAGCCUUCAGCAGCGGCACCAACCUCACGCGCCACCUACGGACCCGCGCCUGAGCCUGCGCGGGCUGCCCGGUGCAAGAGCGGCCCCGAGUGCUAGGAAGUGGGCACCGCCUCGCUGGAGCGGGCAUCCCAGGUUCCCACAGCCAAGCCAGCAUAGCUGGAGUCCAGGUGGCCGCUUAGCGGCUGGCAAGCCCAGGUCUGCAGGGCGCAGGGUGGGACUUGGGUGAGCAUGCCCCAGCCCCGAGGGGUGCCACCCCCAGUGGCCCGUGGGGCAGAAGCCACCUGACACUUCAGACCAAACGCUAAAGCCACCAAGUACCCACGUAGUGGUAGAAGUUCGCAAGGUGUUUGGGAGAGGGAAAAUAAAAAAUCAUUUUUAGAGUUA